CUCGUUGAUUCUGCAGUGCGCGAGGUGGGCGGCGAGUUCUGAGUAUAAACGACAGACUGAGCGGGUUUGAAUACUUACAGAAACGGAAAUAUUACACACAUUUCAAAUGUAUUUCAAUUCGCUUACAGUCUGCCGCAGUUAAGAGAGAGAAAGACGCCUGGCCAAACAGAUACUUGUAAAACUAAAGACGAAUUAAGCGCCUGUCUUUUGUUUAUCGAGGCUCGCCGGUAUUGGUAACGCGGACGCGCGGAGGUGAAAGGACCCUCUACCGCGAGCUAGCUGAGUUAGCUAGCUCACUUAACCGAUCAUCUUCACUUAGGGACGGCACUGACAGAAAAGUCGUUUGUUUGGAUGUGGACAGGUCUCCUCCUUCAGGGAAGCCAUGGUAUUGACUGGGAGGAAAUCGGAGAAGGGUCCUGUUUGCUGGAAGCGGAGAGUGAAGUCUGAGUACAUGCGACUGCGGCAGCUCAAACGUUUCAGGAGGGCAGACGAGGUCAAGAGCAUGUUCAGCUCCAACAGACAGAAGAUAUUGGAGCGUACAGAUAUACUGAACCAGGAAUGGAAACUGAGACGGAUACAGCCUGUUCAUAUUAUGACACCUGUGAGCUCCUUGCGAGGGACUAGAGAGUGCACUGUUGACAGUGGCUUCUCUGAGUUCUCCAGACAAGUCAUUCCUCUCAAAACACUGAAUGCUGUGGCCUCUGUGCCUGUCAUGUACUCUUGGUCUCCACUCCAGCAAAACUUCAUGGUUGAAGAUGAGACUGUAUUGCACAACAUCCCUUACAUGGGUGAUGAAAUCCUUGAUCAAGAUGGCACCUUCAUUGAAGAGCUUAUUAAAAAUUAUGAUGGAAAAGUUCAUGGAGAUAGAGAGUGUGGUUUCAUAAAUGAUGAGAUCUUUGUGGAGCUAGUGUGCGCACUCAAUCAGUACAGUGAUAAUGAGGAAGAUGAUGAAGAGGAGGAUCAGCAUGAUUGCAAGUUUGAGAAGAUGGACCUCUGUGAUGGAAAAGAUGACGCUGAAGACUCUCACAAGGACCAGCUCAAUUCUGAAAGUCACAACAAUGACAGAUCAAAGAAGUUUCCCUCUGAUAAAAUCUUUGAAGCCAUUUCUUCCAUGUUUCCUGAUAAAGGUUCAACUGAAGAACUCAAAGAAAAAUAUAAAGAACUCACUGAGCAGCAGCUUCCAGGGGCUCUUCCUCCUGAAUGCACCCCCAACAUCGAUGGGCCAAAUGCUAAAUCAGUGCAAAGAGAGCAGAGUCUGCACUCCUUCCAUACACUCUUCUGCAGGCGUUGCUUCAAAUACGACUGUUUUCUUCACCCUUUCCAUGCAACUCCAAACACAUACAAGCGUAAAAAUAUGGAGAAUCUGGUGGACAGCAAACCAUGUGGCAUUUAUUGUUACAUGUAUAUGGUUCAGGAUGGCAUGGUUAGGGAAUACCCAGCAGGUGUGGUUGCUGAGCGUGCCAAGACCCCUUCUAAGCGCAUAGUGGGCAGACGCAGAGGAAGACUCCCGAACAGCAACAGCAGACCCAGCACCCCAACAGUUAACAAUGAGACUAAAGACACAGACAGUGACCAAGAGGGAGGGGCAGAUGGAACAGACUGCAACGAUAAAGAUUAUGAUGACAAAAAGGAUGAGACCACCAGCUCCUCAGAGGCGAACUCCCGCUGUCAGACUCCAGUGAAGCUGAAGUUGAGCUCUGAGCCUCCUGAGAAUGUGGACUGGAGCGGCGCUGAGGCCUCUCUCUUCAGAGUGCUCAUCGGCACUUACUAUGACAACUUCUGCGCUAUCGCCAGACUCAUCGACACAAAGACCUGCAGACAGGUUUAUGAAUUCAGGGUAAAAGAAUCUAGCAUCAUUGCACGUGCACCUGCGGUGGAUGAAAACACUCCUCAAAGGAAGAAGAAGAGGAAACACAGAUUGUGGGCCACUCAUUGUCGGAAAAUUCAACUAAAGAAAGAUGGCUCCUCCAAUCAUGUGUACAAUUACCAGCCAUGUGACCACCCGCGCCAGCCGUGUGACAGUUCUUGCCCUUGUGUCACUGCCCAAAACUUCUGUGAGAAGUUCUGCCAGUGUAGCUCGGAAUGUCAGAACCGGUUUCCAGGCUGCCGCUGUAAGGCUCAGUGUAACACCAAGCAGUGUCCCUGUUACCUGGCCGUACGAGAGUGUGACCCUGACCUGUGCCUCACCUGUGGGGCGGCUGAACACUGGGACAGUAAAAACGUCUCCUGCAAGAACUGUAGUAUUCAGAGAGGAGCAAAGAAGCACUUGCUACUGGCUCCGUCUGAUGUGGCCGGAUGGGGAAUUUUCAUCAAAGAGCCUGUUCAGAAAAACGAGUUCAUCUCCGAGUACUGUGGGGAGGUAGAUGUAAACCCCCCCCCCCCCCCCCCCCCCCCCCACAUGUGCAGCUUCCUGUUCAAUCUUAACAACGAUUUUGUUGUUGAUGCAACUAGGAAAGGAAACAAGAUCAGGUUUGCCAACCACUCUGUGAACCCCAACUGCUAUGCAAAGGUGAUGAUGGUUAAUGGAGAUCACAGGAUUGGCAUAUUUGCUAAGAGAGCCAUACAGACUGGAGAGGAACUGUUCUUUGACUACAGAUACAGUCAAGCCGACGCUCUGAAAUACGUAGGUAUUGAACGUGAAACGGAAAUUCCAUAAAGCCAUCUACCUCCUUCAACAAAUGCCUUACACGCUUCAGGAAUUCUCUCUCCACAUGCAUUUCCAGAUUAGAUACAGUUUUAUAGGACACGGGCAUCUAUUUGAAAAGUUUUUAACUGAUAUUUUGAAAACUUUUUUUUUUUUUUUUUAAACUCUACCAUCAGGCUUACUCUGGGAUACACUUUCUGAUAAUAACUUGAACAUUCUGUCAUGUUUACAGUUGAGGUUUUAGUACAGAGCCAUUUUAUAAUGGGCCAUUGUUUUGUAUCUGGAUUGUAGGUGUUUUUUUUUUUUUUGGUUUAAAUUAUUUUGACAGUUUCCUCUAUACCUUUGGACCAAAUUUCACAUUUAAACCGGCUGUAAGUUUGUAAUGCAAAAAACAUAUCAUGCAGUCCCCACCGUUUUAAGUUUUGUUCUUUUUGGAAACCAAAGCCACUGUCACUGCUUUGCAUGUUAAUCUCUCCAGAACCAUGGUGCAGAGGUGUUAAAUGCAUUUUCCGGUGCCAAUGCACCGUUGUUGUAAAAACAAAACAACUUGGUGAUUUAUGUAAGGAGGGUAGACUCAGUAUCAUAUUAUUGCGGUGCCUUGACAUGUUUAAAGAACACUGAAUAGUUUCUUGAAUUAGAUUCCCUAAAAUAUUAAAUGGUGUACUCGAAUUGUAUGCAUGAACAAAAGUUUUUAAAUGGAGUGGGAUCAGGUAACUCUUCAUUCCUCACUGUACAUUGUUUUGUAAUGUUUAUCCAGACAGUUGCAGCUAUGAACUUUAGACGUCACUAAAUGUAAAGAGAUUGGAUUAAGGUGCUGUUCUCGUCCCUGGUUACGUGAAAAAAAACAAUCACUUUUCUGAACGUGGGAUACUGUAAAAUCAAAGCAAUAAUACCAGGCUUGACUCCAGAAGUCCCCUAUUUAUUUUAUGCGUGUAAACAAGUUUUAUAAUUUAUUGAUGGCUAUCAUUUGCUGUGAUUUGUCUAGUGAAUAUUAGGGAGUUACUACUUAGGCGCUUGAUCUGUUUUAUUUUGCUCCUCUUAAUUCAUAUUUUUCCUCUGAACCUCGGUUCUACUCUCUUUCCUGAGGGUUUUUGACCACUCCAUCUCCAUGCCUCCAAUUACAAGGUGCUGUUCAAUUGUUUACAGGGACUUGUUAAACGUGAUAAAAUAAAUAUUGAAAAUAAUUGUUUGCUGUACUGUUUAAGCUAGAAAUUCAGAGCAAGUAUAUAAAUGAGAAAACCUAGCACUGAAAAAGCAAAAUUGUUUAUUCAUGACAUUUAUAAAAUUAACUGCACUAUACAAAUGGUGCUCUCGUGGCUGGUAAUAAUGUCUGGUCAGACAUGAUUAUGCUCAGCGUGCUGCUGAAACAUAUCCUCUUGGUUAUAGGUAUUUCUGUCUGCAACCAACAGCCUUUUAAA
Sinocyclocheilus grahami is the source of this 4062-nucleotide messenger RNA. RefSeq names its product histone-lysine N-methyltransferase EZH2-like. Gene Ontology annotation, cellular component: ESC/E(Z) complex; nucleus. Gene Ontology annotation, molecular function: protein binding; histone H3K27 methyltransferase activity; chromatin binding. The record is from RefSeq and is a predicted model, not a curated record. Lineage: Eukaryota; Metazoa; Chordata; Actinopteri; Cypriniformes; Cyprinidae. Gene Ontology annotation, biological process: heterochromatin formation.